Messenger RNA from Aspergillus uvarum CBS 121591, 789 nucleotides. RefSeq lists its product as uncharacterized. The coding region runs from base 186 to 731 and encodes 181 amino acids. The record is from RefSeq and is a predicted model, not a curated record. The transcript has a single exon. NCBI's taxonomy places the organism in Eukaryota, Fungi, Ascomycota, Eurotiomycetes, Eurotiales, Aspergillaceae.
AGUCCUCGAUCACGUCGACCGACCAUAAUAACUUAGCUCAGACCGAGUCGCUUCCUUCGUCCAUCCGUGUCCGACUACGACGGCCGCCAUGGCCAUAACCAAUGAGCCAAUCAAGGAUCGCCGAUGAGCUUAAGAUAUGUUUCUACUGUUCUUUGGGGCAAGGUGGGUAAAUCCUUCGUCAUCUAAUGGCCCGAAGUCGCUUUUCGGUGGUGGAGGGCGGGCUGCACGCAGUAAUUAACCUUACAUUGCAUGUUCCGACGAGUUACCCGUGCACGAUCGACUGCGCAGGUGGACUGCCUUGCGUUAGAUUAGUGGAGGACCAGGAAAUUGCGGAUGUGGAAUCCUGCUUGCCAUCUUCUGGCUCACUGACUUUCUUUCUUCCAUUCUUCCUUUCUGUGGUCUCUUCCCCAGAUCCCAAGAAUAAAUCCGCAAAACAAGAUAUGCUUACUGCCUACUCUGGUAAUUCUGAGCGAUCUGGAUUCAAUACGCAGGGGGCCCUACCUGAGCCAAUUGCGACCCUUCGAUCCAGAAUAUUGUACGGCAGGUCACGAUGGCAUCAUCCCAUACCCCAAGCAGAGGGUGUCACAGACACAUUGAGAGUUGCGACACUGACAUGGUGGCGAUGGUUGGCCACCGGGCUGAGGAUCCAUGUCCCCGCGACACGGACCCCUUCUCCUCUUCCCUCCCCCCGGUUAAUCAUCCAAGAACAGUAUUUGAGCUACCUAUAUUAGGGGACAAUAAAGAUCUCUCCCGGAUUGGCCAAGCUGGUUCAUGCAUUGAUUGGCAGCA